This is a messenger RNA of Postia placenta MAD-698-R-SB12, 213 nucleotides long. RefSeq lists its product as hypothetical. The annotation marks the transcript as partial. NCBI's taxonomy places the organism in Eukaryota, Fungi, Basidiomycota, Agaricomycetes, Polyporales, Adustoporiaceae. The record is from RefSeq and is a predicted model, not a curated record. The transcript is spliced from 3 exons.
GAUCCUCGGCCAUCGUGGGUGUUCCCGUUGAGUAGAUUCGCGAACUAUGUGGUGAUACCAGGAACCCUUCUGUACGCCGUCUUCUUCGCUGACUUCGGAGAGAAAGAACAUGUGUUCAUGCCGGCAAGGCGAUGGUUGGACCGUCAAAAGGCUGCGUUUUUCUCACUCUCAGAUGCAGAGCGUGAGAUCGCAGGGGUCGCAGGGGAACCGCCC